Prunus avium (sweet cherry) is the source of this 1686-nucleotide messenger RNA. Lineage: Eukaryota; Viridiplantae; Streptophyta; Magnoliopsida; Rosales; Rosaceae. The record is from RefSeq and is a predicted model, not a curated record.
AUGGCUAGAACCACAGAUACUUUCAUGAAGAAGACAGAAAGCUACAUGCAAUGGAAUGACACCCACAUGCAGAAAACAGACAAGGCCAUAGAAAAUCAUGUGGGACAAAUUGCCACAGCCUUGAAUCAAAGGGAAGCUGGGAUGAUGCCUAGCCAAACAGUGAUACCAGCUGGGCAUGAUCAUGUUCAAGCAAUUAUCUUGAGAACUGGUAAGGUAAUUGGUGAGGUUGAUAAUUCUACAAGUCUGAUUCAAAAUCAUGAUGAGAUACAGGUUGAGCAAGUGACUGGGACUAAUGAAAAAGAUGAAAUCAACAUGGAGGAAGAUAAACAAGCAGCUUCUUCAUCUGAAUGGAUCCCAAAGGAUGAAAUUGGGAGAAGGGCAAGGAAGGAGAAGGUAUGUCAUGAACAUACUGAUGAAGAUAUCUUACAUGCUCCUUUUCCUCACAGGUUUACGAGUUCCAAGCAAAAUCAACAUGCCAAGGACAUAUUGGAAAUUUUCAUAAAGGUGCAAGUCAACAUUUCUCUCUUGGAUGCAAUUAAGCAAAUUCCAAGGUAUGCAAAGUUCUUGAAGGACCUUUGUACCAACAAGAGGAAAUUCAGAGAUCAUGAAACGAUUGCACUAACGGAAGAGGUUUCUGCUGUUUUGCAAAGGAAGCUUUCUCCUAAGUUACAAGAUCCAGGAAGUUUUUCAAUUCCUUGUAUAAUUGGUGAUAAAUUGUUUGAGAAAGCUUUAAUUGAUUUAGGUGCUUCAAUUAAUUUAAUACCUUAUUUUGUUUGUGAAGCCCUCAAAUUAGGUGAUCUUAAACCAACUUCUGUCAGCAUUCAAUUGGUAGAUCGUUCAGUGAGAUAUCCAAGGGGAAUCCUGGAAGAUGUACUGGUGAAAGUAAAUGAUCUCAUUUUACCAGCUGACUUUUUGGUGCUAGAAAUGGAAGAAGCCCUUAUUCCGGGUGUGGAUCUCCCAUUGAUCCUUGGUCGCCCUUUCAUGGCCACUGCAGGUACUAAGAUUGAUGUUCGACAAGGAACAUUGUCAAUGACAGUUCAAGGGGAAAUGAUAACGUUCAAGGUAUUUGAUGCUUUGCAACUUCCUAAUGAUGAACAUGAAUGCUUUCGUAUUGAUACAUUGGAUCAAAUUGUGCAAACUACUUUCAAUAGAACUCAUGGUACAAAUUCAUUAGAAAAGGUUUUGACACAAAAUCCUCAAGUCAUUGAAAUUGAUGACAAUGAAUUACAUGAGGCUGUGCAAUUCUUUAAUGCAUGUCCAGCCGUGCCACGUAAGUAUACUCCUAACUUUAUACCUUUGCCAGUCAAUACUGAAACGCUUGUUCCUUCUCUUGACAGAGCACCGGAGUUAGAGCUCAAACCAUUGUCAUCCCAUCUGAACUUUGAAAUAUCUCUUGGCAAAGAAGGACGAUGGGUUUUGUUGCUCCAAGAGUUUGAUAUAGAAAUCAGGGAUAAAAAGGGAUGGGAGAAUGUGGUUGCUGACCACCUUAGCCGAUUGAUCACUAACUUCAAUACCGAAGAAGACACUCUUCCUCUUCGUGAAUCCUUUCCUAAUGGGCAACAUUUUGCAUUACAAGUUUCUGACCCAUGUUAUGCUGACAUUAUCAAUUUUCUUGCAACAGGAAAUAUACCCAAGGUCUUAUCAAGAGGGCAAAAAGACAAAUUGCUGAAAACCGCCAAGUCCUAA